AUGAAUGGUGGGGAUGGAAAGUACAGCUACAGCUACUCUGUUCACUCUUUUAAUCAGGCCCAACAGAAACAACCUAAGUCAGCAGAAAUUCAAGUUUACUUUAGUGAUUUGGUGUCAAAUGAUUUCAUUCAUCUCUUUGCCCGUCUCCCGCAAGAUAGGCAAUAUUUUGCGGCUGGAGUUCCGGGAUCUUUUCAUGGAAGAUUGUUUCCUAAAGCCUCCCUAGAUUUUGUUUACUCUCAAUGUGCUUUCCAAUGGCUUUCUAGGGUACCACCGGAGUUACUUGACUCCAACUCACCUGCAUUUAACAAGGGGAGGAUUAUGUAUGGAAAUUCGGCUAGUGAAGUUGGUCAGGCAUUUUCGGAUCAGUAUGCCAAGGACAUGCAGUCUUUUUUUGAUGCUCGAGCCCAAGAGCUUGCUCCUGGAGGGUUAUUGUUGUUCUUGAUUCCAGGGCGUCCAGAUGGAACUGUUCCGGCACAACAUUCCUUUCAUCCGCUUUUUGAACCCAUGGAGUCUAGUCUAUCCGAUAUGGUUAAUGAGGGUUUAAUAAGUGGAGAUAAACUUGACUCUUUCAACUUGCCUAUCUACUCUCCAUCCAUGGAAGAGCUAAGGAAGAUAAUAGAAAACAGCGACUGCUUUGAUGUAUUAAGGUUGGAGAUCCAAUUACCUGAGAGGGCAACCCCUUUGCGCAGUGAGCAUGCCAGAUCAGGCUUUGAGAAAAUUCUCAUCAAACACUUUGGGACUGAAAUUAUAGAACCACUUUUCGAUCGAUACUCCAAGAAAGUAAAAGGUCGUUCUCCCAUUACUUCUUGUGAUGGUAUGGCUGUUGGAUUGUUCGUCCUUCUCAAGCGCAAUCCUUAAUUGUUCGGCAGCUAGGCAUGCAUAUGCUUAUUAAGUUAUGUAUUCAUAUUACAUGCUUAGGAGGAGUUGUUGUAUUGUUUUACGAUAUGCAUUGUCAUUGUGUGUUUAUUUGCAUUUUGCAAGAAACCAAAACGAGCUUUUGGUUGAAAUAAUGAAACAACAGAUAUAACAUUUGUUUUCGCAUAGUCUAUAAGUCUAUAUAUUGAAACAAGUUCCUUGCAUA
Molecule: messenger RNA, 1081 nt
Organism: Rosa rugosa (rugosa rose)
Lineage: Eukaryota; Viridiplantae; Streptophyta; Magnoliopsida; Rosales; Rosaceae
Product: loganic acid O-methyltransferase-like
Exons: 3
Coding region: 1-858 (285 amino acids)
Biological process (GO): methylation
Molecular function (GO): S-adenosylmethionine-dependent methyltransferase activity
Source: RefSeq, a predicted model, not a curated record